Molecule: messenger RNA, 1194 nt
Organism: Aspergillus affinis
Lineage: Eukaryota; Fungi; Ascomycota; Eurotiomycetes; Eurotiales; Aspergillaceae
Exons: 1
Coding region: 1-1194 (397 amino acids)
Source: RefSeq, a predicted model, not a curated record
AUGGACGAUUAUUACGAUCAGGAUGACGUCCCUGGUUCCCCCGGGCUAGAGGUUUCUAAAGUCAACUAUGAUACCAAGGAUUCACCGCCUCCUUUUCUCCAGAAGGGCUCCGAUAGCGACACUGCUAAAAAGUCUGCAGACGAGGGAACAUCUCAUCGUUCCCGUAAGCACCAGCUACAACCCUCCAAGCCCAGCACAACAGAGGGUAAUUCGGUGCUGAUCAGCCAUUUAGACCCGAACCGACCAGACAUUGCUGCUUUCGAAAGAAAUCAUCCCUUAAGUGAGGAUUUUCGGCGCGAAGAUGAUUUGGACUUGCCAACGAAACACAUAUUGAACAGACCGGAACCGUCCUCGGCUACGGACGAAUCUCCAAAUCUUCCGGUUGAUGUGGCCAAAUCUGCUCUUUAUCUUCUUUCGGACCCAGAGCCCUCUAAACCCCACGAAGGGCCUCCAGCUCCGGACAGUCCUCCCAAAAAUAAACUUGUUAUACCUUCUCUUUUGUCUCCAGAUCAUGGCUCUCUUAAACGAGAACCGGAGUCCCCUCAAUAUCCCCAGAAAUCAUUAAGUCCCUACGCCCAGGAGGCGAAGCAACUUCCCCCUUUAAGCAGGUUUGUAAUACCUGCAUCGGAGGCCUCGGCACAUGAUCUUUUACCGGCUCUUCAUUCACCGGAUAACAACCAUACCUUGCCCUCUAUCCAGACAGCCCUGGGACUGCCUAGUGUGUCAAAGGAACCCCCCGGGCGCCCCAACGGAUCGUCUCCCCUUUCUCUUCCUCCUGUCACAGCUGCAUCGCCACCUGCUCUUAGAAGUGAGACGGUUUGGGAGCAGCAACGCCCGACACCUUUUUGUGCUCAAGUUCCUCCCAGUCCGUAUUCACAUUGGUCACCCGCGAGUACUACUGCUGGGAAUAUAUCGGCCGUGUCUUCACCUGCAUCGCAGAAUUCCCAUUGGCGAUCUCUCAAAUCAGAAAUAUCCUACCUGACUUCUCCAUACGACGUUUCACACUCGACAGCCAAGAGUCCGGCAACAGGCUAUCCAACACCUACAGAUCAAACCCCUGUCAGCACAUGCGACAGGACACCAUACAACCCUCCUACGCAAUCUAACGGUGCUCAUACCUCGACCGGCACUUUUAAAUGUGGCUGGCCGGGGUGUACUGCUCCCCCGUUUCAAACGCAGUACUUGUUGAAGUAA